AUGGAGGGAAAGAUUGAAAAUGUCUAUGUGCUGGAUAGUUACAAAUUAUAUUUGGAAAAGUAUAGUUAUGUGGUCACUUUUAAAGAUAGAAUUGGACAUCAAACAUUGUAUCCAUCUGAAAUUAUUGAAAAUUUCUUGUUUUUGGGAAAUCGAGAUAAUGCCAGUUCCGAUAGAGAACUCACAGAUAUUGGAAUCACUUACAUUUUGAAUAUGGCAGAAGAGGUGGAAAAUGUCUUGGAGGAAAUGAUCUUGGACAAUGGAGAGAAAAAGUACAAGUACUUAAAGUUGGGCACUGGUGAUACAAUUGAACACUCGAUAUCUGAUCUCUUCGAACAGGCUAACCAAUUCCUGAGGGAGGCCUUUGAAAAUAAUUGUAAGGCAAUUGUUAAUUGUAAUAUGGGUAUCAGUAGAAGUUCAACCACUGUACUCAGCUAUUUAAUGAAAUAUUAUGAACUUUCAUUCGAGGAGGCAUUCCACCAUGCCAAAGGUCACAGAAGUAUUGUUUGUCCAAAUCAAGCUUUCCGAGAACAACUCAAAAACUAUUAUAAACGUUAAUGGAAUCUAUUCCAGGUUUUGUUUCUUUAUGUCUUUGAGAUAGUUUCCAAAAGAUUUUAACAGGAAUAAAUCCAUAGCUUUUCUUUGUUGGUUCGUACACUUUCCACUCACGUGAGAGAGUAGCACAUAAUCAUCUUCCAUUCCAAUACCAUUCUCUACUGUUUGUUUCAAUAGUUUUUGUUCCAUUUCAUUGAACAUAUCAAUGUAAUAUUCUGGUUUAUCUUUCUGAUAGGGAAUCUUACGAAUGGAGAACCAACAAUGAGCAGCAUCAUCAAUUUUAUCAAGAGCAAGAAGGGUCAGGGCCAUAUUGAACGCAAUACUGAACUGGGUUUCAAUCAACAACUUUCUAUCGAAAUGCUCCUCCGGUAAUAGUACAAACGCCUGUCUGAGUAAAUGUAGGGCAUCAUCUAGUUGGUGUUUACAAAUCAGUAUCAUUGCUCUAUUGUUUAAAAGCACAGAUUUGAAAAAGGUAUUUGAUAUUUCCUCAGAUUUUAAAGCUCCCUCCAAAAUUUGUUCACAUUCCAUGAGAGGCCUUUCCAGUGCCAUCAUGGCAUCACACUUAUAGAGUAGGAGCAUCACGUCU
Molecule: messenger RNA, 1138 nt
Organism: Naegleria gruberi
Lineage: Eukaryota; Heterolobosea; Eutetramitea; Acrasida; Naegleriidae
Exons: 1
Coding region: 1-555 (184 amino acids)
Biological process (GO): protein dephosphorylation; actin cytoskeleton organization; negative regulation of actin filament polymerization
Cellular component (GO): cytoplasm
Molecular function (GO): actin binding; protein tyrosine/serine/threonine phosphatase activity
Source: RefSeq, a predicted model, not a curated record